GGCGGGCCCGGGCGGUGCCCGCGGCUCUCGCGAGAGCGGGGCGGAGCGGCCCCGGGGCGGGCAGGGAGGAGGCGGCUCCGGGACCCGCGGUGCCGCCCGCCUGUCACAGCGCCCGGGCCGCCCAGCGCCGCCAGCAGCCGGCUGGAGCGGGGAGGAAGCGACAGCGGCGGCAGCAGCAGCAGCGAUGGCGCGGCUGGUGGCGGUGUGCCGGGACGGCGAGGAGGAGUUCCCCUUCGAGAAGAGGCAGAUCCCGCUCUACAUCGAUGACACCCUCACGAUGGUGAUGGAAUUUCCUGAUAAUGUGCUGAACCUCGAUGGGCAUCAGAAUAACAGUACCCAGUUGAAACAGUUCAUCCAGAGACACAGCAUGCUGAAGCAGCAGGACCUGAACAUUGCCAUGAUGGUGACGUCGCGGGAGGUGCUGAGCGCGCUGUCGCAGCUGGUGCCGUGCGUGGGCUGCCGGCGCAGCGUGGAGCGCCUCUUCUCCCAGCUGGUGGAGUCAGGGAACCCUGCCCUGGAGCCCCUCACCGUGGGGCCCAAGGGGGUGCUCUCAGUCACCCGCAGCUGCAUGACUGAUGCCAAGAAGCUUUACACGCUCUUCUACGUGCAUGGGUCCAAACUGAAUGACAUGAUUGAUGCAAUUCCCAAAAGUAAGAAGAACAAGAGGUGUCAGCUACACUCCCUGGACACACACAAACCAAAACCUUUGGGGUCUGAAAAAUGUUUGGUAAUACUAUGUGACAGUGAAAGGAGCAGUAACAGACUCAGUUCAAAGAAAAUAAGAGCAGUUAAGAAAAGUAGAGAAGACAGGAAGAGGAAAGAGAACAAGUGUAGCAUCAUUUUCUGCUAUGGACCUUCCCAGGGAGCAGUCAGGGGUUGCUGGAUGGACGUGUGGGAGCUGAUGUCCCAGGAGUGCAGGGAUGAAGUGGUGCUGAUCGACUCCAGCUGCCUCCUAGAAACCUUGGAGACCUACCUACGAAAACACAGAUUCUGCACCGACUGCAAGAACAAAGUGCUGCGUGCCUACAACAUCCUGAUCGGGGAGCUGGACUGCAGCAAGGAGAAGGGCUACUGUGCUGCCCUGUACGAGGGGCUGCGCUGCUGCCCCCACGAGCGCCACAUCCACGUGUGCUGCGAGACCGACUUCAUCGCGCACCUCUUGGGCCGCGCCGAGCCCGAGUUCGCAGGAGGGUAUGAGCGGAGAGAGAGGCACGCCAAGACAAUAGACAUAGCCCAGGAGGAGGUGCUCACCUGCCUGGGCAUCCACCUCUACGAGAGGUUGCACCGGAUCUGGCAGAAGCUGCGGGCUGAGGAGCAGACGUGGCAGAUGCUCUUUUACCUGGGGGUCGAUGCUUUACGCAAGAGCUUUGAGAUGGCUGUGGAAAAAGUGCAGGGCAUUAGUCGAUUGGAGCAGCUCUGUGAAGAGUUUUCAGAAGAAGAGAGAGUGAGAGAGCUUAAACAAGAGAAGAAACGCCAAAAGCGGAAGAACAGAAGGAAAAAUAAAUGUGUGUGUGAGAUCCCUGCUCCUCUGCAGGCAGCAGAAGAGAAGGAAAUCAAUCAGGCAAAGGAGAACUCAAACUUCACGGAAAGCAGCUGCAAAGCCUGUGGUAGCACCGAAGAAGCCAACAACUGUGUAGAAGUAAUUGUUACUAAUGAAAGCACUUCUUGCACUUGUCCUAGUAGUGGUACCCUAUUAGGCUCACCUAAAAUCAAGAAAGGUUUAUCUCCACACUGUACUGGCAGCGACUGUGGCUAUUCCUCGAGCAUGGAGGGCAGCGAAACAGGGUCCCGGGAGGGCUCGGACGUGGCCUGCACUGAGGGCAUCUGCAACCAUGAUGAAAAUGGGGACGAUGCCUGCGUCCAUCGCUGCGACGACAAGGAGGAGGAUGGAGACAGCUGUGUGGAGUGCUGGGCUAAUGCAGAGGAGAGUAACACAAAAGGCAAAAACAAAAAGAAGAAAAAGAAAAGUAAAGCUUUGAAGUGUGAGAAUGACCACAUUCAGAAGCUUGGGAGCUGUCUGGCAGAUGCAGGUAGCAGAGAGACCUCAGGAAAUCUCACGCACACAGAGUUUCACCGCGACAAGACCAAAGACACACACGCUGAGAGCUGCUGUAGUGCAGACAAAAGUGGCCAGCAGUUGCCUUGGUUUGAGCAUAUGAAAAAUGUGUCACAGUUUGCAGAACCUACAGAAAUGUCACUUGUCCCUGAUACUGGAAAAGGUGCCAAAAGCUUAGUGGAACUCCUUGAUGAGUCAGAGUGCACUUCUGACGAGGAACUGUUCAUCUCCCAGGAUGAAAUCCAAUCCUUCAUGGCAAACAACAAGUCUUUCUACAGCAACAGGGAGCAGUACCGGCAGCACCUGAAGGAGAAGUUCAACAAGUACUGUCGCCUCAACGACCACAAGGGGCCCGUCUGCAACAGCUGGCUGGCCACAGCUGGAGCCAACUGAGCCCGGUCCCACCCUGUCUGUCACUGAAACUCGAGAUGACUACUGCGCCUUCUCCUUCCAAACUUAAUUUAGUGACUUACGGCAAAAUUUUAUCUUAAAUUAAUGUGAUUCUUUUUUUUUUCUUGGUUUUUCUUUUUUUUUUCAGGGGGAGGCUGGUGGAGGUGAUUUCCUUAAUUUUGUUCUUUCUCCAGGCUUGUAUCUUUAGUUGAGUAGCUGUGCAAGCCUCUCUUCUAAUUUAAGCCAUCUCUUUUCAUUCAAUGUUUCUCUUCCUGUGAGACUUACAAAAAGCAAACUAGUGGCAAAGUAAUGUUGUACCUAUAAUUCUGUACAGAAUGACAAGGAGCUGAAUAUAAGAUUUUACAAAGUAGACAUCCAUUUGCAAAAUGUUUUGGAUGUAAUAUGUUAAAGCGCAAUGUGCAAAAAUUUAAAUAAAGAAUAUUUAUUAAUAUGCAUAGUAAA
Passer domesticus (house sparrow) is the source of this 2908-nucleotide messenger RNA. RefSeq names its product gametogenetin binding protein 2 (gene GGNBP2). Bases 185 to 2449 code for a protein of 754 amino acids. The record is from RefSeq and is a predicted model, not a curated record. Lineage: Eukaryota; Metazoa; Chordata; Aves; Passeriformes; Passeridae. Gene Ontology annotation, cellular component: nucleus; cytoplasm. The transcript has 15 exons.